AUGGUUUUCAACUUUCUCCCUUUCAACAUACUCUUCUUAUUUGUAUUGGGAACCUCAACAACUUUUGUAUACUCAUUUUCAAACAAUGUCACCGAUCAACAGGCUUUGCUUUCUUUCAAGUAUUCAAUAACAGAUGACCCCUCGGGUGUGCUAGACUCAUGGAAUAAUUCCAUCCACUUCUGUCAUUGGACAGGUGUUACAUGCAGCCGCAGAAGACCAAGGGUAACCGUACUCGACCUGUCAUCACUAAAUCUGGCUGGUACAUUGUCUCCGCAUAUAGGAAACCUGUCGUUUCUGAGGUCAAUUUUCCUCUAUCGAAACAAUUUUCAUGGCUGGAUUCCCAGUGAAAUUGGUCGACUGUGGCGGCUACAACAUAUUUCCCUGGGAAACAACUCUUUUCAAGGUGGAUUUCCUGCCAAUCUGCUGCACUGCAGAGAUAUCACAUACAUCGAUUUGGAUGGCAACGAUCUUGAAGGGAAACUACCCACUGAUUUUUCUUCUUGGUCUAAGCUUGAUAGUUUUGGUGUUACACACAAUCAUAUUGAUGGAUCCAUUCCACCUUCAAUAGGGAACAUAUCAUCUCUUCGUAAUCUUUUUCUAUCUGAUAAUAAUCUAGCUGGGGCGAUACCUCUGGAAGUGGCUUAUCUUUCAAAAUUAGAGUUUCUUCAAUUGUCAGCAAACAGGUUGUCGGGUAUGGUUCCCCUACCACUUUACAACAUUUCAACCCUCAUUAGUGUUAGUCUAGCCAAUAAUGUCUUAAAAGGAACUUUUCCAGCAGAUUUGGGCUUCACCCAGCUUCCUAGACUACGACAAUUCUCUGCUUCAAAUAACAUUUUUACAGGACCACUUCCACCUUCAAUAGCUAAUGCGUCCAAUCUUGUUAUCUUUGACAUGUCAAUUAACAAUAUUACUGGGCCUAUACCAAACAAUUUGGGCAGCCUUCCUAAUCUUGAAUGGCUAGGUCUGGGUCGUAAUACACUUGGAGAUACUCUGCGGCCUAAUGACUGGAGCUUUUUCAAUUCCUUGGUUAAUUGCACCCAUCUUAAGUCAUUGGUGUUAGCCCAGAGUAGUUUAACAGGGGAGCUCCCUAAGUCUGUUGCAAAUCUCUCCACCACUAUAGAAAACCUGUAUCUGCAUGGAAACCACAUAUACGGAAGCAUACCUCAUGAAAUCGGAAAACUUGUCAACAUGAUAAAUCUUCUGUUAGGAGACAACUUCUUAACGGGGAGCAUUCCACAGUCAAUCGGAAGACUAUCAAAGUUAGGCAGGCUAACAAUGAAUGGAAACAACAUUACAGGAGCAAUUCCAAAUUCCAUUAGUAACAUUACUAAUUUAGUGGUUAUCUAUUUGGAUGGGAAUGGGCUCCAAGGAAGCAUACCUACUGAAUUGUUUAACAUCUCAACUCUGGAGGUAGUGUCCAUUGCUAACAACCGACUUGGAGGCAAGAUACCUGAAGAAAUCGGGUUCUUUUCCCGUUGUCUUUUCCUUAAUUUGUCCCAAAAUUUAUUUAGCGGUGAAGUUCCAUCAAGUAUCGGAAACUUGAAACAUUUGAAUGGACUUGAUCUUUCUAGCAACAGACUAACAGGUGAUAUUCCUGCUACUUUGGGUGGUUGUGUGAUGCUGGAGGUGCUAAUCAUGGAUAAAAAUCUUUUUCGAGAUAGUAUUCCAUCUUCUUUCAAAGCUUUGAAGAGCCUUCUAUUUCUAGAUCUUUCGAACAAUAACAUCUCUGGGAGCAUUCCAAGCUUUUUUGAAGGGUUUCGUCUAAUCAAAUUUCUCAACUUGUCACACAACAAGCUUGAAGGUGAAGUUCCAAAAGAAGGUACAUUUUCAAAAGUUGAUGCUUUUUCGGUUCUUGGAAAUUUGGGGCUUUGCGGAGGUAUUCAAGCAUUGCACUUGCCUCCUUGUCAUGAAAAAGCCCCGAGGAACAAGAAAAAAGCAUUGGCCUUGAGAAUAAUACUAAUCCCCGUUCUUGUACCCCUUGGUAUGUUUUUAGCAUGUCUUGCCUUGAUUUAUUAUCGAGUUCGAAACUCCAAGAAGUUGAAUGACCUGGCCCCAGUUUUGAAGAAUGAUCAAUAUCCCAAACUUUCAUACCAAGACCUUCUACUAGCCACACAUGAAUUUUCUCCGAACAAUUUGCUUGGUGAAGGAAGAUACGGUUCAGUUUACAAAGGAGUUCUCGAAUCAGUGGAGCAUAUACUCGCUGUGAAGGUACUAAAUAUUGAACUACGUGGAGCCAACAAGGCUUUUUUGGCAGAGUGUGAAACAUUAAGGCACAUUCGUCAUCGUAAUCUUAUCAAGAUCAUCACAGCAUGCUCUAGCAGUGAUUAUAAAGGCAAUGACUUUAAAGCACUGGUUUUUGAGUUCAUGAGUAAUGGGAGUGUGGACAACUGGUUGCAUCCAAAUCCAUCCGAUCAAGGUAAUGAAAGAACCUUGACUCUAUUACAAAGAAUAAAUAUUUCCAUUGAUGUUGCAUUAGGAUUGGAUUACUUACACCAUCACAGUCAUACAAGUAUUAUUCAUUCUGACAUAAAGCCCAGCAACAUUCUUCUUGACAAUGAUUUUGUUGCUCAUAUUGGUGACUUUGGUUUGGCGAGAAUUUGCUUUGAUGCUACUACAAGUGACAUCAAUCAAGCACAAACGAGUUCAACUGGUGUACGUGGAACAAUCGGAUAUGUGCCUCCAGAGUACGGAAUGGGUGCUGAGAUAUCUACAGAGGGAGAUGUAUAUAGCUACGGAAUCUUUCUGCUAGAAAUGUUUUCGGGAAAACGACCAACAUGUAGCAGCGCAUUGCUGGACAAUGAUAAUAAUCUUCAUGACUAUGUGAGGAAUGCACUCCCACAAAGAGUUAUGAACAUUGUGGAUCCACAGAUCAUAACAGAUGAAGAAGAUCAUGGUUUAACAACAAAUCAUUCAUACAGCAAGGCUACCUUAGAGGUAUGCCUGACAUCAAUAUUUCAAGUGGGGAUACUAUGUUCAGUUGAAAUGCCCAAAGAGCGCAUCGACAUUAGUGUUGCUAUUAAGCAGCUACAUGCAGCAAGAGACAAACUUUUGCAGCACAUCCAGUGA
This is a messenger RNA of Daucus carota subsp. sativus, 3066 nucleotides long. RefSeq names its product probable LRR receptor-like serine/threonine-protein kinase At3g47570. The record is from RefSeq and is a predicted model, not a curated record. Lineage: Eukaryota; Viridiplantae; Streptophyta; Magnoliopsida; Apiales; Apiaceae. Gene Ontology annotation, molecular function: protein kinase activity; protein binding; ATP binding. The transcript is spliced from 2 exons. Gene Ontology annotation, biological process: protein phosphorylation. The coding region runs from base 1 to 3066 and encodes 1021 amino acids.